AUGGCAGGAGAUGAUUCUUCAGAAUCUCUUAAUGCUUACCAAGAUCCACUCUUUGUGGCAAAUUCUGACAAUCAUUCAAUUCCAUUAACACCUAUGUUGUUUAAUGGGAGUAACUUCAUGAUAUGGAGUAGAUAUGUCAAGAUGGCUUUGGGUGCAAAGAACAAAAAGGGCUUUAUUGAAGGGAAGGUCAGUAAGCCGAAUCCAGGACACGAGGAUUACAAUAGAUGGGAAAGAGAAGAUUAUAUGGUGAGGUGCUGGAUAUUUAGGUCAAUGACAGAUGAUGUUGCUGGAGGGCUCAGUCUUGUUCAAACUGCAAAGGAGCUCUGGGAUGAGUUGGUUGAGAGAUACUCGGAAAGCAACAUACCACUUCUCUUUCAAUUGAAAAAGGAGCUGGGAAAACUUGAACAAGAAAGGGAUAGAGUGAUGAGUUUCCUUAUGGGUAUCAAGAAAGAUUACCAGAAUGUUAAGGAGAACAUUCUUGGUACAGAACCUCUUCCUACUGUCAACAAAGCUUUUCAUUUGGUGUUGCAAGCUGAAAAGAAGAAGAAGAUUACUGGAGAAAUUCAAGGAAAUGUUGAAAUGAGUGCUUUCCAAGCCUCAAGACACUCUCAAGGUGGAAAACAAAACUCUGGAAAUUUUCAGAAGAAAAAUUUCAAGGAGUUCAAGAAAAUGAAGCAAGAGCUUAAGUGUGAUCAUUGUGGAAUGAGGGGACACAUAAAAGAAGGUUGCUUUGAGUUGAUUGGAUACCCACCUUGGUACUAA
Chenopodium quinoa (quinoa) is the source of this 762-nucleotide messenger RNA. RefSeq lists its product as uncharacterized. Lineage: Eukaryota; Viridiplantae; Streptophyta; Magnoliopsida; Caryophyllales; Amaranthaceae. The transcript is spliced from 2 exons. The record is from RefSeq and is a predicted model, not a curated record. The coding region runs from base 1 to 762 and encodes 253 amino acids.